AUGGAUCAAAACAAAAUGUGGAAACCGUCCAUCAUUUGGAAUCAGUAUUCUAAGGAAGAUGCAAAAGAAAUAUUCGCCAUCCACAUUCCAAGAGCGGACAUAGAUGACGAGAUUGGUUGGAGCCACACAAAAUCGGGGAAUUACACAGUCAAGUCCGGUUAUUGGUUUCUAAGUGGAGAAAACCAACAGCAGCUUAAUAAAUCAACUUUCUGGAAUCAUUUCUGGAAAGCAGACAUUUUCCCGAAGUGGAAACACUUCUUAUGGAAAAUUUUCAACAACGCCUUGCCGACAGCGGAUAAUCUCAUAAAAAGGAAGAUAGCUGGAAUCAACCCAACUUGCUAUCUGUGCAAGUCGCAAGAUGAAACUCUAGCUCAUAUGCUUAGAGACCGCCAAAUCGCCCAAAGGAUCUGGAGCGGAUCCCUUGGAAUUGUGGCAGAAAAUGGAAAGCACCUGAAGAUUCAGGAGUGGAUAAAGAAUUUUCUCAAUCUCUUCAAGAAAAGGAAGGAGGAGUGCCUAGACAUGGAGGUUGAUUUCAUAUCAACUUUAUGGGCCAUUUGGGUGCAUCGAAAUGAAGUCAUUUUCAGAGGGGUUAUUCCAAAUCCUGAACGAAUUAUGAUGAUAGGUAAAGAUCACUCCGUCAGGUUGAAUACCAGGAAAAAGAGACAGGAUCGACAACUAGCCAAUUCCUCACAAGAGGAACACGCGGAUCACAACAAACAUCAAUUCCAAGAAUGGACAAUAGGAAAUAAAGCCUCAACCAAUGUGCAAACGCUGGUAGUUGACGGGACUUGGAAGAAAAACGUGAAAACAAACCAAUGGCAAGCAACAAUAGCAUGGAAAAAUGUGAAUAAUGACCCGAAGGAGGAAGCUGCUUCGAAGAUCUUUGCAAACUCAGCAGAACAAGCAGAAGCCUACGCUAUUCUAAAAGCAAUAGCGGAUAUGGAGUGGAGAAGCCCAGGUCUUAUAAUCAAGACGGAUAAUACGGAAGUUAUUACGGCCUUGAAGAGCAACAUUACCACCAAUAAGAACAUCGAUAACAUCAUCAAGGACAUCAAAAGAAUAGCAAAUAGUUACAUUUUCAUUUCUUGUAUCAAGGUAGGUAGGGAAGAGGUCAAGUUAGCGCAUAAACUUGCUACUCAAGCAAGGAAAAGCUAA
Molecule: messenger RNA, 1155 nt
Organism: Beta vulgaris subsp. vulgaris (sugar beet)
Lineage: Eukaryota; Viridiplantae; Streptophyta; Magnoliopsida; Caryophyllales; Amaranthaceae
Exons: 1
Coding region: 1-1155 (384 amino acids)
Molecular function (GO): nucleic acid binding; RNA-DNA hybrid ribonuclease activity
Source: RefSeq, a predicted model, not a curated record